This is a messenger RNA of Darwinula stevensoni, 4270 nucleotides long. The record is from the annotation of a GenBank genome assembly. NCBI's taxonomy places the organism in Eukaryota, Metazoa, Arthropoda, Ostracoda, Podocopida, Darwinulidae.
AGAUGGCGACCUCCUUUCACGUUCGCGCCAGUGAAUCGUCCUGCUGGUCCAGCUCUCUUCGGCAGUUAGCUUAGCGUUAAUAUGUUUGAGUAACUUCUCCAGUGGUCAAAUGUGAGCCUCUACCGCUGAAGUUAGGACAGCAGAGCCCAAAACAUGUCGAGGGGGAGGCUGGGUUUGGAAGAAACUCUGCUUGUUCCGAGCAAUGCUAGUACUCCGUCUGACGGAGGCUGUGAAGUCGUUGAUCUCAGUGGGAAAAGCCUGAAGGGUGUCCCUGUACCUACUGACGAUCAGAUGAAUGCGUCCACUCUCAUUCUGAAUCACAACGAAAUUCCUCGACUCGAGAAUCUGGAUAAUUAUGGCAACUUGCGAAAACUUUUGAUCUCUCACAACUCAGUAACACGCAUGUAUGGUGUGAGCCGCCUUUACACCCUCCACAUCCUUGACCUUUCAUUCAAUAACAUUUCCUCUAUUGAAGGAUUGAGGGACCUGAAGCACCUUCAACGCCUCUCCCUUGCUGGAAAUAAUCUGAAGUCAGUGGCUCAUCUGAACACCAACAUCCAUCUCACAUAUUUAGAUCUUUCAAGCAACUGCAUUUCACAAGUGGCUGACCUGAAGAAUAUGAAGCAGCUGAAGGUAUUACUUCUACAUGACAACCAGAUUAAUGACUUGAAGUUCUGCGAACGAUACUUGCCUGACCACAUUGAAACCCUGACGCUGGCCAACAAUCGUGUCACAGACCUCAACCAGGUUAGGUAUUUGAAACAACUGACCUAUUUAACACAGCUCACCAUUGAUGGAAAUCCCUGCGUUGACUUCACAGGGAAUAAAGUGGGAUUUGAUUAUCGUCCAUUCAUUGUCAAUUGGUGCCUGAAUCUCAAACUCUUGGACUGCUGUGUUGUGACUCCCAAGGAAUGCUUGAAAGCAGAGUGGCUGUAUUCACAAGGAAAGGGACGAAGUUUUGCUGUGGGUCAACACAAGGAACUAGUCAACUAUUUAGUAUCAUCUUGUCCUCUGAGUGAUCAGGGGAGUUUGACCACAGAAGAUGAGGAAAGGCUGGCUAAAGUCUUGCGCAUGGCUGCUCAACAUCAACUGGCCAUUGCCAAUCAUGAUGGCUCCAAAACAGACAAGGAUGCAGACACCCCACAGUCGACAAAAGUGAGCAAGAAAGAAGAAGAAGAAAAGAUAGGAGAGAGGAGGUCAAAUGAAAAGCAGAUGGCAAAUCGGAGGGCCAAUCUGCAACUGAAGAAUGGGAUCCCUUCAAAGUGGAAUAGCAAGGAAGAGCUGGAGUCUGAGCUGCCUGUUUUUUCUUCAGGGAACAUGAUUGAAUCAAAUCCUGAUGUGCAGGCAUUUGACUGGAAAGCCCUUGACAGGAAGACUGGGUCCCGUCGAUCUCAGUACAAUGUUCAACUAUCAGCAUCACUGUAUUCAGACCCAAAGCAGCUGAUGAGUCAGAGCUUGGAACCCAGGAGGGCAAGGGAUAUCUUUGGAGAGCAUGAACCAGAUGUCAUGGUCCAGAGCAUGGAUGCUGGCAUGUUCACCCAGAAUGGGGAUCUUCAUAUUGAGGACAUUGAAUGCAAGUCUUCUUCAGUGCUGCUGGAAUCAAAAGGAAGGAAGAUAGCACCUGCAAGCAAGGGACAGCCAUAUAUACAAUUGAUGAAGAAACCAUCUACGCCCUCAUCAAGUCGACCAAGCAGUCGGGCCAGUGUUGCAAGUACUGGCUCUUCUAUUCGGCCAGUUGGAACCCCGAAGAUCCCCCGUGCUACCCAACGCACCAUUGUUGCAGCUCGUCGUCUGGCUGCACCAAGCCCUCCAAUGAAAGCCUCAUCUCAAAUAGGCAUGAAGGUGAUGAAGGGCAGGCCAAAGCCAACCAUCCUUAAUUCUCCUUUGCCCCUGAACACUGUGGAUCCAAGGAAGGAGAAGGCUGCCAUCAUGAUACAGAAGCAUUGGAGGGGAUACAAGACACGAAAUCUGGAUACCAAAGUUACAAAGUUGCUUGGGCAACUCCGGGCUGAACGCAUUGAAGAAUACAUCACUGACAUAGUGAAGAAGAAUAAGUCGAUGGCAGCAGAACUGGAGCGGGUGUCCCAGACAUUGGAAGCUGAGAAAAAGAUCAAUGGGCAGUUGAAGGAUGCUAUUCUUGCUCUUUGGUACAAGGUGCAAGCUCUUGAGAGUCGAAGUGGGCCAAACACCCCUGCUUCAGUUGCAUUCAGUGGUAGUGGGGACACAGGAGUGCAGUCCCUGACCCAACUCACCUACAUGUAUGCUGACCUUCAGAAACAGGUGUCAGAGAUGAAAGAGACCUUAGGUGGGCUGACAUGUGAGAAACAUCCUGUUCCAAAUGCACAUGGUUCAGGUGAUGCUUCAAUGUGUAGUCUUGAGAGGGUGGUCUCUAAGGCUAUUCAAGCACCUUCACCUACUCCACCUGACAAGGAUGAGAAGGUGAAAGUUACCCUCCCAAAUGAUGCUCUUAUUCGUGCUCUUGUCAUGGCCCAGCUGGAGCAUCCAUUGGAGACCCAGCCCCCAUCACACCGUCCACCUCUCAUUCAUCGUCCCAAAUCUCUCCCAUUAGUAGGGCAGCUGCUUCGAGCAAGGGCGAUCUCUGCAGAAGAGCUGUGCCGAAAAUGCUUAGAGCGUAUCCAGCAAAUCCAACAUCUCAAUGCAUUUAUCUCUAUCCUUGGAGACUCUGCCUUGCAAGAAGCCCGUGAAGCAGAUGCACGGAUUCAAAGAGGAAAGGCACUAGGGCCCCUGGAUGGGAUUCCAGUGGGUGUGAAGGACAACUUCUGUACCAAAGGAGUGCAAACAACAUGUGCAUCUCACAUGUUGGAGAAUUACAUCCCUCCCUAUGAUGCAGCUAUGGUGGAGCGCCUCAGGGCAGCUGGGGCCAUUCUCAUUGGCAAGACCAACAUGGAAGAAUUUGCCAUGGGUGCAUCAGGGAUUGAGUCUAUAUUUGGUCCCAUCAAGAAUGUGUGGCGUUCAGGCCUGAAAUAUGGACUGUAUCACCAACCCCUGUCAGUUCCUAUGUCGUCCCAUGCAGAUGUGACUUUAAAUGUGACUAAUGUGAGACAGAUGCAUCAGGAAGUGAUUGGUGAACUGGAUCUGGACCAUCUUGCAACACGAGGCCUGGAUUCAGAUUGGUUCAUCAGUGGAGGAAGCUCAGGGGGAAGUGCUGUGGCAGUUGCUUCUGGUGCCAUCUUCCUAGCAUUGGGGUCAGACACUGGUGGAUCCACACGCAAUCCUGCUGCAUACAAUGGAAUCAUAGGGCUGAAACCCACUUAUGGUCUCCUGUCUAGACAUGGACUUGUUUCCCUUGUCAAUUCAUUAGAUGUCCCAGGGAUCAUGACCAGAUCAGCUGAGGAUGCCCUCCUUGCCCUCAAUGCCUUGGCUGGAUGGGAUGGAAGAGACUCAACAACACUCUAUCGACCCUGGGUUUCUACCUCUCACAAAUAUUUGAAAGAUUCUGAUGUGCAGAAGCUUCGAGUGGGGAUCCCAAUAGAGUAUCACUGCCCUGGAAUGUCCAAGGAUGUACUGCAGGCAUGGUCUGAUGUUGCUGAUAUUUUUGAACGGAAUGGUACCCGCAUACAAAAGGUCUCCAUGCCACACACGGCUUACUCGAUCCCUUGUUAUGUGGUGCUCAACACAUGUGAGGUAGCAAGCAACUUUGCCAGAUACGAUGGGAUUAGGUUUGGCCUGAGAACAGAGGUGACAACUUCCACAGAGGACCUGUAUGCCUCCAAUCGGAGUCACGGUUUUGGGAAAAUUGUCAGGGGACGCAUCCUUGCUGGGAACUUCUUCCUGCUGAAGAGAAACUAUGAGAAGUACUUGGGUCGGGCAUUUAAGGUUCGUCGUUUGAUCAGCGAUGACUUCAAACGAGUCUUUUCUGAGGUGGACGUUUUGGUGACCCCAGUGACACUCACAGAUGCCCCAAAACAUUCCGCCUUUAUGCAAUCCAAUGAAGAAGAGUACAACGAGUACGAUCACUGCACCAUGCCUGCUAACAUGGCCGGUCUUCCUGCUGUGACUGUCCCAACGGGUCUUUCGUCUCAGGGUCUUCCACUUUCAAUCCAGUUGAUCGGCCCAGCUCUUGGGGAUGUUUCCCUGUUACAUCUUGCAUCUUGGUUGGAAUACCAGCUCAACUGCCCCUCUCCUUUCUUCACUGACUCAUAAUGAUGACUUCUUUCAAAAUUUUGAUCACCCUUUUCAGGCAUGUAAAGCCAAAGUAUUUGUUGGCAUAGGAAUUGAAUAAAGUAAGUUAUUUGCAUCUUCAGUACAA